AUGGUCACAACUCAGAGCAGACAGAAGUCUUAUGCAGACCUAAAGCGCAGGCAUGUUGAGUUUGUUGUUGGUGAUCAUGUAAAUCAGUGUGUGACUCCAAGGAAAGGAAUCUUGGUGAAGUGGUUUGGUAAGAAGGGAAAGAUAAGUCCCAGAUAUGUCAAACUUUUUGAGAUUUUGGACAGAGUGGGAAAUGUGACUUACAGGGUAGCUAUACUACCAUCAUUGUCCGGGGUGCACAACGUAUUUCAUGCGUCACAACUUCAGAAAUAUGUGUCCGACCCCUCGCAUGUGCUUAGCUAUGAGACCUUGGGUUUGCAGGAGGAGUUGUCAUUCGAUGAGCAUUCAGUGAAAAUACUCGAUCGAAAGGACAAAGUCCUAAGAAAUAAGACCAUUUCCUUGGUGAAGGUAUUGUGGAGGAACAAUUUUGUUGAUGAGGCAACCUUGGAAUUAGAGUUCGAUAUGCAGCAGCAAUAUCCCGGGUUGUUUGAGUAA
Molecule: messenger RNA, 492 nt
Organism: Humulus lupulus (European hop)
Lineage: Eukaryota; Viridiplantae; Streptophyta; Magnoliopsida; Rosales; Cannabaceae
Exons: 1
Coding region: 1-492 (163 amino acids)
Source: RefSeq, a predicted model, not a curated record